AUGGACUUCGACCCCAAACACGACCGCCUCCACCACUCCCUCUCUUCCGCCUGGUCAAGCUUCCUCAAUGCCCAGCACUGCACCAAGGAAGUCUGUUCCCUUCGCCGCGCCCUCGACGAUCAUGUCCGCCAGGCCAACGUCGCUAUCGCAUCUGUUCAGCGAGAUGUUGCUCACACCCACGGUCUGGUCACCUCUGCCUUAGCGGAUGCGAAGACUAAGGCUGAGGAGCAGAAUGCUAAGAUCGCAGAGCAGAUGAGGGGGGUGCAGGAGCGGGUUGCUAAGCUUGAGAGGGAGGGGGUUGGGAGGGGUAAUGGGAGGGAUGACGGGAAGGUGAGGGAGCUAGAGGGUAGAGUGAAUGCGUUACAGGAGAAGAUCGGGCAAAUACCUUCGGGGGCUGGGGUAGAGGAUGAGACGGUCAGGACGCUGAUGACCAAGAUGGAUAUGCUGCAGGCGGAGGUGAGGGAGUUGAGAGAGGGAAAGGCGGCUGUCGAGUCGAAGUUGGCUGCGUUGGAACUGAAGAUCGCUGCCUUGGCGGAGAGAGAGCCACUAGGAGAGGAUGUGAUGGGUUUCCUGCAGCUGAUGCAUUCGCGGCGAAAGAGCUUGAUGAAGGUGCUGGAUGAUGUUGAGCACGGUGAUGCAAAUGAGCAUGGUAAGGCUCCUGUCUGUUUUCUAAAGGCCCAGUUACUCACACGCGCAGUUUUAACCCAGCUUGCUCCCGAGCCGAGCCCUCAAGAUUGGGGAGCGAUGGAGGUUGCCACCGAUUGGAGCAGCACACCUCCAUUCAACCCACGCCCAACCCGCAAUAGCAUACCUUUGUCGAACUAUCAGCCCCAAGCCCAGCCCCAGAUCCAGUCUCAGCUGCAAUCUCGGUCCCAACCGCUCCUACAUCCCCCUUCGACCCAACAUCAGCAGGACCUGCAUUCUCUCUACCUCUUCUUCCGUGACCGGUAUAAGGCCAAGCCACCCAAGAACGACGUCUCCUUUAUUUGGCAGUUCUUGAGAGCCAUUCGCGACCCAGAGCUUUCACGCCACGUACAGGAGUCGUUGGCUGUGCUGCUGCCCCACGAUGUGACCAGGCGCAAGGAAUCUACACGGCUGAAGAAGGAGAAGUAUAGGUAUAUCACGAUUGACAAGGGGCUGACUUGGAGAAGGUUUAGGGAGGCGUUAGUACGGAUUCCGAGUCCCCAGUAG
Messenger RNA from Thermochaetoides thermophila DSM 1495, 1191 nucleotides. RefSeq lists its product as uncharacterized. The record is from RefSeq and is a predicted model, not a curated record. The transcript has a single exon. The coding region runs from base 1 to 1191 and encodes 396 amino acids. NCBI's taxonomy places the organism in Eukaryota, Fungi, Ascomycota, Sordariomycetes, Sordariales, Chaetomiaceae.